UAAUCACGUGAACGUAUGACGCGUCCAGGCCAUAGUCAGGCGAAGCCGCGGUUACGCACGUUGCGUAAAAGUCGCGGGAGUAUUUUCAAGCGGCGGGUAACACAGCUUCUUAUCAACAAACACGCUCGCGUUGUCUCUCCCUGAUUCUGCACAAAAACCAGACGGACGCGGGAGAAGCUCGUCUUGAACAUGGAGGGAGUUCUUAUGGGCGAACUACUGUUCAAACACAUUUCUUCACCGUGGACUCACACGGACCAUGAGGAGGAAGCGCUGAAAGUCAUGAUGCUGCUUCAAGCUAAUUGGACGCAACCUGAGAGAUGCAGACAAUAUCCGGACCCUGCGGCGGCCAUUGACUCCACUCACACCGGAAAUCACAAGAAGUUCAUCUCAGGAGCAACACAGGAUUUGGACAGAGAGGACUGACAGCCUUGCCUAGCACCCGGCCUCUGAUCAGCCAUCUCCACCAGCAAACUGAAGCUUGACCCGCACUUCAUCACCAGCCACACAAGCAUCUUCGUAACAAAACGUCAUCUGACUGUGACAUCAGUUGCAAGGGGAUGACCGAGCGCAUUCAUAACAUCAAUCUCCACAACUUCAGCAAUUCUGUACUUGAGACCCUCAAUGAGCAGCGCAACCGUGGGCACUUCUGUGACGUGACUGUUCGGAUCCAUGGAAGUAUGCUGCGAGCUCACCGGUGCGUGCUGGCCGCUGGAAGCCCCUUCUUUCAGGACAAGCUGCUCUUGGGCUACAGCGACAUUGAGAUCCCUUCUGUGGUCUCGGUGCAAUCCAUCCAAAAGCUGAUUGACUUUAUGUACAGUGGGAUCCUGCGGGUGUCUCAGUCAGAGGCCCUGCAGAUCCUUACUGCUGCCAGCAUCCUACAGAUCAAGACCGUCAUCGAUGAGUGCACCCGCAUCGUGUCCCAGAAUGUGGGCCUGGCAGGGCCAGGGGGGUUUCCUGUUAUGCCAGGAGACUCUGGUCAGGAAACACCCCGCGGCACGCCGGAGUCUGGCACCUCUGGGCCCAGCAGCGACGCAGAGUCAGGUUAUAUGCAAGCAACAUCACAGCAAAGUAUGGAUCGUGCAUACACAUCAUUGUACACCUACCCUGGCCUCCCUCUGCAGAACGGCACCCGCGAGCGCCCCCUUUAUAUUAACCCUAUGUCGACAAACUACGAUUCAACUCUCAGCAAUCAGAAGGACCAGCAGUCUCAAGAUCCGCCCUGGAUAAACCGCAUCCAGGAGAGGUCUCAGCAGGGCGAUCGCUUCAUCACAGGAGAGACCACCCACUGCCGCAAGCAGCCCCGACCGGUACGCUUACAAACAGGAGGGAUGCACAUAAAGCAGGAGGCCGAAGAUGAGUACAGCUGCUACGGGGACUGCCAAGACGACACUGACCAUACUGAGGGUGUAGAGAGUGAAUCCAAGGUUGAAUGUUUUGACUCAGGGGUGAGCUCUUCCAUCAGCACUGAGCCAGAUGCUAUGGAGCAGCAGCCGUACCUGACGGGCUUUGGACGAGAAGGGAGCGGGGACGGGCACCACGGUGAAGGAGUUCCAGUACAGAUAGAGGUCAAUGACUCGUCCCCAGAGCAAGUGCACGAGUCAGAGGAUGGGGACACAUCCCACAGCACUAGUGACAGUAGCAUGAUGCAGCCCCUGCCAAACUCAGUCAUGUCCCAGGCCCUGCAAAAUGCCCCGCCCUAUAUGCGCCAGGCAGAAUCACACACCAGCAAUCUGAGGAUGCCGCUCACCGUGACCAGCAAUUCCCAAGUGAUGGGCACUGCUGGAAGCACCUUCCUGCCCACACUCUUUCCUCCACAGCUGGCUAGAGACAACAAGCCUUUCCCUUUCCUUCCUGGCCAGCAGCAGGCACAGUUUGUGGCAGUGCCACCUCCUGCAAUGCCAUCAUUCCCAAACCCCAUGUCGGUACAGCAAGCGCCAACUCAACAGCAACAGGCUGCAGUAGGAAUUGGUCAGGGGGAAAAGAAGCCCUAUGAAUGCACUCUCUGCAGUAAAACCUUUACUGCAAAACAGAACUACGUCAAACACAUGUUUGUCCAUACUGGUGAGAAACCUCAUCAGUGCAGCAUCUGCUGGCGCUCAUUCUCCCUGAAGGAUUACUUAAUCAAACACAUGGUGACACACACAGGGGUGCGGGCCUACCAGUGCAGCAUCUGCAACAAGCGCUUCACCCAGAAGAGCUCUCUCAAUGUCCACAUGCGGCUGCACCGAGGAGAGAAGUCCUAUGAGUGCUACAUCUGCAAGAAGAAGUUUUCACACAAGACCCUGCUGGAGAGGCACAUGGCCCUGCACAGCACAGGCAGCGCCAUCACGGGGCUGUCGGGGAGCGCAUCCACCCCGGGCCCCGUCUCCAUUCCCAUGCCUAUGGCUGUCCCUGAGCCUGGAGCUGGAGUGGUGGCCCUCGCCAUGCCAGUGAGUGGAGGUGCUGGAGUAGGGGCUGGGGUUGGAACAGGAGUGGGUGUAGCUGCAGAAGCGAGCUGCCAAGAAGGGACCACCUACGUGUGCUCCGUCUGCCCUGCCAAGUUCGACCAAAUGGAGCACUUCAAUGACCACAUGCGAAUGCAUGUCUCCGAUGGAUAAGUACAAAUAGAUAAACUUCUUUCAAAAAGAAUGACAAAUAAAAUGGCACUAGAUUUUCCUUUUCUUAUUUUGAGGUAUGAAGAGUAAUGAGUAUAGACACUGGCACAUUAAGUUUCCCAAAAAAAGAUUUUUUUUUUGUUAUUCUAAAAGAAAAAAAAGAUGGUGGCCUUAAGGCUUAGUAGUUUGAUAUUGAUCUACUGGAUGGAUCCUAACUACAGGCCUCUAAAUGUAUGCUUUCCUAAAAUACUGAUUUAUGUGUUGAACACUACCGAAAGGCCUACGAAAGAAACACAUACACACAAACACACCUUUAGUGUAGAUCUGUCUGAGUGAAUAUACAUGUGCAUUUAUGUUUGAGCGUCUGUGUAUUUGCAUGUCAGUCCAAGUGUGUGUGUGUGUGU
Messenger RNA from Paralichthys olivaceus (Japanese flounder), 2998 nucleotides. The record is from RefSeq and is a predicted model, not a curated record. Lineage: Eukaryota; Metazoa; Chordata; Actinopteri; Pleuronectiformes; Paralichthyidae.